Molecule: messenger RNA, 2623 nt
Organism: Olea europaea var. sylvestris
Lineage: Eukaryota; Viridiplantae; Streptophyta; Magnoliopsida; Lamiales; Oleaceae
Product: serine/threonine-protein kinase Nek7-like
Exons: 14
Coding region: 500-2434 (644 amino acids)
Biological process (GO): protein phosphorylation
Molecular function (GO): ATP binding; protein kinase activity
Source: RefSeq, a predicted model, not a curated record
UACCCUUAGAAAUAUUCCUUUUUUGAAUAUUCAUUCCUCCAUCGUUCUGUAAAUACAAGCAAAGUUCUUUGGCUCCACCCCACCCACGUCCACCCCCACGCAAUAUCUGUCUCAAGAAAUUGUACAGCUUUCUUUUCUUCACUCAGUGCCUCCUCUCGCUUACCACCCACUCCACCAAUCCACACAUAAACCCUUCAACACAAAGUCACAUACACUUUGUAGUGGUGUCAUAAUUGUGGAAUUUAACAUUACAACUUCAUUUCAAGGCCUCAAAUUACUUUCAAGAACCAAGCUUUGAAAGCAUCUUUUGCUUGAUAAAUACUAAGCAAACCCAAGAUUUUGAGUUUUCUUCGUUUCUUGCUGGGACUUUACUGUAGACUCUGAAAUUUAUUGUUCGAUUGGAGGUAUAUGAGUUAACUAAUUGAUUUGCGUCGAUGUUGAAUCGUUAACUCAAACUUGGAGUGACCCAUCUGAAAAGUUUAGUCUUUGAAGGGUAAAAAUGGAGACAGAAAAUGGAGAUUCCAAGUCCAAGAUGGAAGAUUAUGAAGUAUUGGAGCAAAUUGGGAGAGGUGCUUUUGGAGCUGCAUUUCUUGUUCUUCACCAAAUGGAGAAAAAGAAGUAUGUAUUAAAGAAGAUUCAUCUGGCUAAGCAGUCAGAGAAGUUCAAACGUACAGCACAUCAGGAGAUGAAUUUAAUUUCAAAACUAGAGCAUCCAUACAUUGUUCAAUAUAAAGAUGCUUGGGUGGACAAGGGAAAUUUUAUGUGCAUCAUGACCAACUAUUGUGAAGGUAGAGACAUGUCUGAGAUUAUAAGGAAGGCAAGAGGAGCAUAUUUUCCAGAGGAGAAAAUCUGCAAAUGGUUGACUCAGUUGUUAUUAGCCAUUGACUAUCUGCAUUCCAAUCGAGUCCUCCAUGGGGAUCUAAAGCUAUCUAACAUAUUCCUCACAAAGGAAAAUAACAUCCGUCUUGGUGAUUUUGGGUUGGCAAAACUUCUUGACGAGGAAGGCCUCACAUCAUUGGUUGUCGGAACUCCCAACUACAUGUGCCCCGAGCUUCUAGCAGAUAUUCCGUAUGGCUACAAAUCUGACAUAUGGUCACUAGGUUGCUGUAUGUUUGAGAUCGUUGCACACCAAGCGGCAUUUAGAGCUCCUGAUAUGACCGGACUUAUCAACAAAAUAAACAGAUCCUUGAUCUCUCCACUUCCCAUUGUAUACUCUUCUACACUGAAACAGAUAAUUAAGAGCAUGCUAAGGAAGAGUCCAGAACAUCGGCCUACAGCUGCUGAACUUUUAAGACACCCACAUCUGCAGCCAUUCCUCCUGCGGUGUCCUGUCCCAUCCCAUGUCUUCCUUCCCGUGACAUCUCCAAGCAGCACAUCUCCAAGCAGCACGAAGGAGAAAUUGAGAAGAGCAUCUCCUAGACAAUCUCGUGGUGGGAAAGACAAGGUCAAAACACUGGCAAAACUAAAAGAGAGGAGACUGUUUCCAGAAUCUGGGGAAAAUACUGAUACUCGACCUCUAGAUUUGCCGGAUAAAGAGGCGUUGAUGGAAGACAACCUUGAGACCAAGAGGGUUGAUCCCACAAGUUAUUCUGGAAAGAUUUCUCAUGACGGUGAAGAUGAAAAAAGUGGGGAUACAAGUUGUGAGACAACUGCUUACAGUGGAGAUUAUCAGGACAAUUUCGCCUCGUCAUUGCAUAAAGAGAGCACAAACACUGUGGACGGUUCAACAUUACAAUCAAAUGCACUACCUCAAGAACAAGAGGAAUGUUCCCCCGAUCAUGAUCCAGAAUUGGAAGCACUUGACAGAGAGAUUGAGAAAAUAACAGACGAGGAGCUUCUGUGCAGUCCUGAUGUUAAUGAUGAAACAGAAAAGAAGGUGGAGGAUUCGAUUUCGAAAAAAUGCAAUAAAAUGACAUUGACCAGUACAGUCUGUCUUGACGAAGAUGGGUUUCUUUUUGGAGAAAAUGAUGUUGAUGGAGAAAUAAGAAGUUAUUCAGACAGAAACGAAAACUCCGGUGCAUGUUCACAAUUACCCUUUGAUGACAUAUCAACUAAAAAUGCUGCUGCUGCUUGCCCGAACAAGGAUGGGGAUGAAAUCAAACCAGAUACUACUGGUCACCCAAAGCGAAUCGAGAACGAAGACGUUAAACUGACAAGUCAGGCAUCAAAUGAUCGUUCGUUGUUGAGUAAACUCAGCGCUAUCGUUUGUGAUGGAAGCAAAAGUGAGUGGGAAAACCCGAGCCAACAGAGAGCUGAUGCUUUAGAGUCGUUACUGGAAUUAUGUGCAAGGUUGCUUAAACAGGAAAAACUAGACGAGCUCUGUGGUGUGCUUAAACCUUUUGGCGAAGAUGUUGUUUCGUCCAGAGAAACAGCUAUCUUGUUGACAAAAAGCCUAAUGAAUGCGCAAAACUUGCCGAAAGGUUCUGGUUCUUAGAUUGGAUAUUAUUAUAUAUGUUUUUACAUUUCAGAUAUUUCAUAGUAAGUGUGUUUUUUUGGGUGUAUUUUUCGUAUAAUUUGUGUAUUGAUGAAGAGUAUUGGUUUGAAUUUAUCUAGAACAUAAAUUUGCAAGUUUUUUGUAGCUGAAAGCAGCUCGUGGUUUGUAUAUGAAAUUCAUAAAAUAGUU